AUGUCAGACAUGGAAGAGGUCUUGGACAAGCAAGAGCGAGAAAUAAGAGAAAGAAGGCGUAGACGAGCUGCAAGCAAAAGAGCGCAGAGAGAUCUAGAUCAGCAACUUGUCAUGGCUGUGGCCAUGCUUGAUGAAGAAAACCAGAGCAGUCGUGGUUCACAUGAAGGCCGUGGCCCAAAUGUUGACAGACAUAGGCAUUCUCGGGGUAAGAAUCUUAUGGAAGAUUAUUUUAUCCCAACAUCUCUGUACUCUGAUGUUCAUUUUCGAGGGAGGUAUAGAAUGCAACAACAUUUGUUCAAUAAAAUUAUGCAUGAUAUUUGCAAUUAUGAUGAAUACUUUGUUCAAAAGAGAAAUUGUGCUGGUGUUUUGGGACUGCUUCCCGAACAAAAGUUCACAGCUGUUAUACGAAUGUUGGCGUAUGGUGCAUCUGCUGAUCAGGUGGAUGAGAUUACCCGGAUGGGGAAGUCCACUGCCUUGGAGAGUUUGGUUAGAUUUUGUGAUGCAGUCGAAACUCUGUACACCAGGGACUACCUGCGCCGACCCACGCCCAGGGACCUGCAACGACUUCUGCAGAAAGCCGAACGGAGAGGGUUUCCAGGAAUGAUUGGUAGCAUCGACUGCAUGCACUGGCAAUGGAAGAAUUGCCCAACUGCUUGGCAGGGUGAUUACGGAAAUCGGAAAGGCCAAAAAAGCAUCAUCCUUGAAGCCGUUGCAGGUUUCGAUACAUGGGUCUGGCACGCCUUUUUCGGAGUUGCUGGAUCUCAAAAUGACUUGAACGUCCUGGGUCAAUCCCCGGUGUUCAAUGAAGUUUUGAGAGGAGAAGCCCCAAAAAUCACAUAUGAAGUCAAUAAUACCGUCUACCAAAAUGGGUAUUAUCUAGCUGACGGGAUCUACCCGAGGUGGACAACGUUCGUGAAAUCACUUCCGCAUCCCCGAACCCAGAAGCAAAAAUUAUUUGCUACAUAUCAAGAAGGUUACAGAAAGGAUGUGGAGAGGUGUUUGGUAUCCUCCAAGCUCGGUGGGCGAUCAUUAGGGGUGCGGCGCGUAUGUUUGAUGAGGAGGUGUUGA
This is a messenger RNA of Prunus armeniaca (apricot), 1068 nucleotides long. The record is from the annotation of a GenBank genome assembly. Lineage: Eukaryota; Viridiplantae; Streptophyta; Magnoliopsida; Rosales; Rosaceae.